This is a messenger RNA of Actinia tenebrosa (Australian red waratah sea anemone), 4770 nucleotides long. Its product is annotated as adrenocorticotropic hormone receptor. NCBI's taxonomy places the organism in Eukaryota, Metazoa, Cnidaria, Anthozoa, Actiniaria, Actiniidae. The record is from RefSeq and is a predicted model, not a curated record. Gene Ontology annotation, biological process: G protein-coupled receptor signaling pathway. Gene Ontology annotation, cellular component: plasma membrane. Gene Ontology annotation, molecular function: G protein-coupled receptor activity.
AUCAUGAAGAUAUGCGCAUGUAAAUGCUCGUUGAUGCAUUGAAACUUCGUUACGAGACCGUCUUUUGAAUAUUGAACGAAUUGCAAAGGAACAACAUGUAUGUAUUGUAUAUUUGACUCUAGUCACUUGUGACACAAUUAGACAGAGUACAGUGUCCUUGUAUUUCCGAAGGAAGAAACAUCACAACACAGGAUAAACCACUUGAGACUGGGUUUGAAUAGGAUCAUCUAACAUCUGAUGUACUGCACUGUUGCUUAACUAACACUAAGGCAACAACAACUAAUCAGGUCUACCGUCCCUAAGUGCAAAAAUCUCUAGCGAAAUAGAUUCUCUUUUGAGAGUUAUCAGUUGCUACUCGCCAUGGAUCAUCAAAUACGUGGUUUUGGUUGUUGUUACUUCUAAUCAUUCCGCAAUAACUACGUUGAUAUACAAUAUACUUAAAGUGAAGUUGUGCAUCCGUUCUGUGCAUAGCGGCAGUAGUUUUGGUURAAGAUCUCAAGAGAAAGUGGUGGAAUCCCGUGGAAUCGGGGACAUUAGCAAGARUGUGACGUUUUACAGGCCUUUGUCAUUAACAACAAAAGUGCUCUCAAACCAAACUUGCUUAAUCAUCGUUCAGUUUUUGCUUCAAYGUAGAAACACCGAAUUAUCGUCCAGUAUACAAAGGAAAUAACUUUUCAUCUGCUACUACAAUAUCAAGGGGCUGUUCCGUCGCUUCUUAACCAUCGGCGAAGAGGAUAACGAAUGAAGUGAUAARGCCACACAGCGAAAGUUCAGAUUUUUUUUGGGAAGAUCAGGUUCAACAAAUAAUCGACUAGAAAGGSCAACAGCAUGAAUAUUUCUACAAAUAAUUCAAAAACAUUCAGUCUUUCAGAGCCCUCUUUGAUUGGCUGGUGCUUUGGAUAUGGGUUAGUAGACGUCUUCAUACUAAUAAGCAACACCGUUACAAUAGUAAUAUUCACCAGAAGUAACCUUCUGCGCAAGUUGACCAACUAUUUCCUUCUCAGCUUAACUGUAGCUGACAUGCUCGUUGGGUGUGUGUCCGUUCCUAUGUACAUUUAUAUUGUAACGUUUUUAACAUCUAAUGAAAAAAUCGAUAACACUUCGCGAGAUAUAUAUUUGACUGUCGACAUUUUUACGGGCUUUGCCUCGAUAUUUGCACUAACGACCAUCGCUCUUGAGAGACUUUAUUCAGUGGUUCUGCCAAGUUGGCACCACACAACAAAGGCUUACGUCUAUCGUAUUCAUAUUUUUGCGAUAUGGCUUUUCGCUGGAAUUCUAGGUAUGCUACGAAUGCUUUUUUCAUACUAUGAUAACUUUAAAAUAAUGGAAAGUGUUUUCUAUGUUUCGACAAUGGGUGCACUGUUUUCUUCCCUCGGGAUCAUUUGUAUUGCUUAUAUUUGUAUCGCAAUUAAAGUACGCAUGCGUAUCAACGAGAAAACCAAAAGRGUAAUCGAGAAGAACCGUAAACUAGCUGUGACACUCAGCAUUGUAACACUUGUCUUCGUGGUCACAUGGCUGCCAUUUUAUCUUUUAAACGUUGCGCACAGAUUUUGUACCAAAAACUGUGAUACGAAUGUGCAACUGGAGGUWGUGUUGUUCAGCAAGUUGUUACAGUACUGCAACUCUUUUAUCAACCCUGUUAUAUAUGCUUUCAAGAUCCCUGAAUUCCGAAUCGCGUUGCUACGGUUGAUGGGGAAAAAAGUAUACAGGCAGCCCAGUACGGCUUUGAUAUCUCUCAAGGAGUCAAAAAAGCGAUCAGAUAAAGCGAAAAGCAAGCAGAAUGGAAAUGCAAAUGGGAAUGGAGAUGGAAAUAGAAAUAGAAAUGGGAAUARAAAUGAUCAUGGAAAUGAAAAUGACAUUUUUAGGAAGAGGUUGGGAUCAGAUUCAAUAUAAGUAUAUCGYACCCACAAUUCUUUGCGAGCUGUUGUCAUCUUCAAGAGACCUUAUGACUAUGGAUACAUAUACCUACUUGGAUAAACAAUUAGCUGGACCAGAGUAAAGAUGUCUAGUCUUCCCAUUUAUGAGGAAACCCAAAUAUCUCCAUAAUGCUUCUCGCACAAACAUGAUGAAAUUCUAGCUAAGAAACRAAAGAAUAAAUUCAGAGAAUAACAACAUGGUAGAGGCAUCUGCUACAAUGGAAUCACAUUCAAGAAACUUAAAAACAAAAAUCCAAAAUCCAAAGUCGAAAAUUCAUUGGAAUAUUGCUGGAGACGAUUAGUACUCCAACUUGUCAUAGUCAUGUGAUAUUUUUCCUCCAUAGAAAAUAUUUAAAAGGUAUGACAUGGUUAAUCAUCAUAAAUCAUAAAAUGCUGGUCUGUAGUCCAGAACUGGACCCACUUCUCUCACUAACUGACUAAUUUUCAUUUCAAAAUAAAAGGAAAACCGCGCGCGCACGAGAUACGAAUAACUCUUACCAGUCUCUUUCCUACUCGUUUCGUCUUGGCCGCGCGUGCUUCAAAAAAGUGGGUCCAGCGCUGGACUAGGUGUCCUGUCACGCGAUUAAUCACUUGGUAURUCACGUGUUUAAUGUUCAUAGGUCACGUAUAAUUAUUCCCUUAAAGUAAUUUGACUUGUAAUGUGAAUACCAUGUGGUCGAUCUCGUGGUUAAUCAUCACAAGUCACGCAACAUUUCCAAUCACGUGUGAUAGUCACGCGAGCUUUKUCAGAUGUGUGUGUGUUGGCUGACUUAACAUGGCAGAUCACAUGACUGACAUCUUAGGUCAAUCAAUAAUGGAAGCAAACGAUUCUAAAUAACUUUUCUGACUUUUACAAUUCACUGGUUCCUUAUUUUUGAUUUUAAGGGGGGCGGAUUCUUAUUACGAUAAUAGUGCAGUUUUCGUAUGACUGUGAAAAGCUCAGUGCCUUUUCUCGAUAGAAUUUGUGAAUUUCCAUGUUAGCCUCGCAUCCAUGAUACCCUUCUGAGAAGGGCCCAUAUUGUAUGCAGGCAAAUGCGUGUUCCUGUAAAGUUUAUGCUAAUGAGCCAGAACGAAAUUCAUGAUGAAUAAUAAGAGAUCAGUGAAGUCAGUAAUCAUAGAUAUGCGGUUGUAAGUAGUGUAAAAUAAUAUACAUAACGAUUACGAAUAUACCCUUUAAGAUGACAUUGUCAUAYCACACUAGCAGAAUAAACCCUGAGAUAACCAAGGCAUUAAUAUGAAACAGGCUCUGCACCAUCACGUGAUGCCGGYCAUAACAGGAGGCACAACGAUAGCCUUUUCUGGGAAACUGAAUUCUUUUUUAUUUCAAUCGGAUUAGUCAAGAUUCAAUUGUUCCUGCUACCUGUCAUAUUAUCACGUGAUGGUGCUAAGCCUCUAGAGGGGCUAAUACCACGGAUCUCACCGAACUGUGGCGACACGCUAAAAAUCUAUCUCGCUACCACACCCUAAUUGUUUUGAAUAAGAUGUGAUUUUCUUUUUGUAUUUACUGGGUUAUUUUGGUUAACAAAUUUUCGAUACUCUUUACUCAGUGUUUUCUAGAAUACUGAGCGUUUUUCAUGUUUUUGUGACCAAACGACUUGGGUUUUCGCUGCCGUCAAUCAAACAUAACUAACUCAGACUGUUGUGAAUUUGAUAGAGACGGAAUCAAAAAACACAAGGAAGCGUGCCACGUUUGGAAUUGUGUAAAUAGCGAAAAUACGCUCUGAUGUACAUGUAUUAUAAUGGGACAGACUCGUACCCAAUCCUUUCUCUCGUUCACGUUGAAACCUGAAAAUGAGGACUGGGUACGAUUCUGUGAAUGGGGUUACUCACAUUCACCGACUUAGCCGGGAUAUUGUAAAUACUUUUGACGGGGUACAUUACGUAGCGCGGGUGCGCUCAUUGAAGGUUGUAAAUAGUCAUUUCAGAGCCGCUGUCUUCCCUGUGGGAAUACGGUACUUGAUGUAAAUAAUUGUAACUGUUUUUUAUGAUACAGCGUAAAAAUGGGAUGAAAUAUAGAAUAUAUAUAUAUUUGUUACGAGUUAAUACAAUAUAUCUUCUAAGAGCUGGAAACUUAUGGUAUCUGACMUCGCACUCAAUUGGCUCCCAAUUUAAACCAAUCGUAACGCUAAGCAUACAGURCCUUGCGAUAAUGUGACACUCGAUUGGCUUCCCCUUUAACCAAUCAAAACGCCAAGCAUCCAGCCUGGCGGUAAUGCGUGACACUCAAUUGGCUUCCUGUUUUUAACCAAUCAAAACGCUAAGCAUAUAUUACCUUGAGAUAAUGUGCGACACUCAAUUGGCUUUCCCUUUUAACCAAUCAAAACGCUAAGCAUAUAUUACCUUGAGAUAAUGUGCGACACUCAAUUGGCUUUCCCUUUUAACCAAUCAAAACGCUAAGCAUAUAUUACCUUGAGAUAAUGUGCGACACUCAAUUGGCCAUCCCUUUCACCYAAUUAAAACCCAAAGCAUCAAAUCAUCAGCUUUUCAGCUUUCACGUAUCCACUAUGUGUUGUACCGUAAGUUUCAAACUCGUACGUAUGACAUGUUCACAUGUAAACGGGAUACAGGAUAGUAUAUACCAUAUGACUUCUGUACUUCUGAAAUAAAACAAAUAAAAAAAUAAAUGAGGAAGUACGUAGCUAGAAAGUCAAUAAUGGGUUUAAUUACCUCAAAUUAAUAGAUGCUGGUGGUGAGGCAUUGGGUAGGAUGUAAUGUUGUAGGAUGCUUGGUUGGUUGGAGUGAGUAAUAGUUAGUUCUCUACUGUACUUUCCCCUGUUGUACUCUACUCCACUGACGAUACUUUCCUCUCCUCUCUUCUCCUCUCUUUUCUCCUCUCCUCUCCUCUCCUCUCCUC